AUGGACGCGCUGGAGUCGUUGUUGGACGAGGUGGCCCUGGAGGGGCUUGAUGGCCUGUGCCUUCCCGCGCUUUGGAGCCGUCUGGAGACGCGAGUGCCGCCCUUCCCACUUCCUUUGGAGCCCUACACGCAGGAGUUUCUGUGGCGGGCCCUUGCCACGAACCCGGGCAUCAGCUUCUACGAGGAGCCUCGGGAACGACCAGACCUCCAGCUCCAAGACCGGUAUGAAGAAAUUGAUUUGGAAACAGGCAUCGUGGAGUCCAGGAGGGACCCGGUCCCUCUGGAGGAUGUCUACCCCAUUCACAUGAUCUUGGAAAAUAAAGAUGGCAUCCAGGGCUCAUGCCGGUACUUCAAGGAGAGGAAGAACAUUACCAACGACAUCAGAACCAAGAUGUUACAGCCCCGCUGCACGAUGGUGGAAGCCUUUGGCAGGUGGGGGAAGAAACUGAUCAUUGUUGCCUCCCAGGACAUGCGGUACCGGGCCUUGAUCGGCUUUGAGGGCGACCCCGACUUGAAGCUCCCGGACUUCUCCUACUGCAUCUUGGAGCGGUUAGGCCGGUCCCGGUGGCAGGGGGAGCUCCAGCGAGACCUCCACAGCACUGCUUUCAAGGUUGAUGCUGGGAAGCUUCACUAUCACAGGAAAAUUUUAAACAAAAACGGGCUGAUUACAAUGCAGUCCCAUGUGAUCCGAUUGCCCACCGGGGCCCAGCAGCACUCAAUCCUCCUCCUCCUGAACCGGUUUCACAUGGACAGGAGGAGCAAAUACGACAUCCUCAUGGAGAAGCUUUCAACUCUGCUGAGCGCACGGAAUAACCGGACUGAGACCCUGGGAAAGCUGAGGGAGGAACUGGGACUGUGCGAGAGGACGUUCAAGCGCCUGUACCAGUACAUGCUGAACGCGGGGCUGGCCAAGGUGGUGCCUCUUCCCUUAAAAGAGAUCCACCCUGAACGUGGACCUUGCAAGACCAAGAAAGGGACCGACAUCAUGGUGCGCUGCCUCCGACUGCUGAAGGAGUUCAAGCGGAAGGUGGACGACGACGACGACGACGAGGACGUCAUCUCCAAGGGCGUGCCCCCGGUGGACAUCGUGUUUGAGCGAGACAUGCUCACGCAGACCUACGAGCUCAUCGAGCGCCGAGGCACGAAAGGCAUUUCCCAGGCUGAAAUCCGAGUGGCUAUGAAUGUGGGAAAGCUGGAAGCCAGAAUGCUGUGCCGUCUCCUUCAGCGAUUCAAAGUUGUCAAGGGCUUCAUGGAGGAUGAAGGGCGGCAGCGGACCACCAAGUACAUCUCCUGCGUGUUUGCGGAGGAGAGUGACCUGAGCCGGCAGUACGAGAGGGAGAAGGCGCGCAAUGAGCUGCUGACCACCGUGAGCCUGGCCUCGGUGCAGGAGGAGUCCCUGCUGCCUGAGGGGGAGGACGCUUUCCUCUCCGAGUUGGACAGUGAUGAGGAGGGCGGCGGCGGCGGCAGAAAGAGAAAAGGCAGGAGAACUCCACGGGACUCGAGGUCCUUCUCGAACGGCGGUCUCAGGACCCAGCCUCACCACUCCACCCCGAACAAGGGGGGCUGGAAGGUCAUCAACCUCCACCCGUUGAAGAAGCAGCCGUCCUUCUCCCCGGGAGCCGCCGAAGAGCGAGCUUCUCGGGGCGCCUUUGGUGGGGACAACCUGGACACCAGCGGCUCCUCAGAGCUCGGCAUGUCCUUGGGCCCCCACUGCGUGGACAGUCACAGUGGCGACAUUGCCGUGAUUGAAGAGGUCAGGCUUGAAAACUCCAAGGAGAGCGGCGGUUCCCAGAAGACAGGGAAGCAUGGCCCAGGCCAAGACAAGCCCCACGAGACAUACCGACUGCUGAAGCGCAGGAAUCUGAUCAUAGAGGCCGUCACCAACCUCCGCUUAAUUGAGAGCUUAUUCACAAUUCAAAAGAUGAUCAUGGAUCAAGAGAAGCAAGAAGGCGUGUCCACCAAGUGCUGUAAGAAAUCCAUCAUCCGCCUGGUGCAGAACCUGUCCGAGGAAGGUCUGCUGAGGUUGUACCGGACGACGGUCAUUCAGGACGGCAUCAAGAAGAAGGUCGACCUGGUGGUGCACCCGUCCAUGGACCAGAAUGACCCUCUCGUGAGAAGUGCCAUCGAGCAGGUUCGCUUCCGGAUGUCCAAUUCAAGCACAGCCAACAGGAUGAAAGCGCCCCAGCCUCCAGUGCCUCAAGAGGAAGCCGAAGAGGAAAGUCAAGGAGAAGAGGGCCCGAGUGGAUCAGGAGACGCUCAGCCAAGUGCCUCCUCAAAACCAGAAGGUGGACGGGUGAAAAAGACCCAUGAGAAAAUGGGCGUAACCCAGCUGAAAAACUACCACCCUGUCGUAGUUCCUGGACUGGGGCGCUCUCUAGGGUUUCUGCCCAAAAUGCCUCGCCUGCGGGUGAUCCACAUGUUUCUGUGGUACCUGAUCUACGGGCACCCUACCACGGUGGAGGAGCUGAGCUUCUCGGAAAGGAAGGCAGGAGUCCCGUCCUCCUCUAGGAGCGACCUGGAGGCCUCCUCUGAUGCCGCACCCAAGGACACCUGGGAGGGCGAAGUGGAACUCGCCACGGAGACCGUGUUCGUGGACGAAGCCUCGUGGAAGCGCUACGUCCCCCCCAUCCCGGUCCACAAGGACUUCGGCUUCGGCUGGGCCCUGGUCAGCGACCUGCUUCUGUGCCUGCCCCUGUCCAUCUUCACCCAGGUCGUGCAAGUCAGCUACAAGGUGGACCACCUCGAGGAGUUUCUGAAUGACCCCCUGAAGAAGCACACGCUGAUCCGCUUUCUCCCCAGGUCCAUCCGGCAGCAGCUUCUGUACAAGAGACGUUUCAUUUUCUCGGUGGUGGAGAACCUUCAGAGGCUCUGCUUCAUGGGGCUGCUCCAGUUUGGCCCCACAGAGAAGUUCCAGGAUAAAGAUCAGGUCUUCGUCUACUUGAAGAAGAACGUGGGCAUCGUGGACACCACCACCUGUGACCCCCAUUACAAUGUGGCCCGCAGCAGCCGGCCCUUCGAGAGGCGUUCAUACGUCCUGAACUCAAUGCAGGACGUGGAGAACUACUGGUUCGAUCUGCAGUGCGUCUGCCUCAACACCCCACUAGGCGUAGUGCGCUGCCCGCGCGCCCGGAAGAGCAGCGGCCCCGACCAGGGCAGCGAUGAGGAGGGCAGAAUGCAGAAGGAGCAGGAGAACGCCAUGGACAAGUACACGCUGGAGCGCAAGUGUGCCAUGAUGGAGUACACCAUGGGCAGCCGCGAGGUCGUGGAUGAAGGCAUCAUCCCCGGAGACGGCCUGGGAGCUGCAGGGCUCGACUCCAGCUUCUACGCACACCUGAAGCGCAAUUGGAUCUGGACCAGCUACAUCAUGGACAAGGCCAAAAAGGAGACCACCACGUCGGAGAACGGGCUCACGAUGAGGCUGCAGACGUUUCUAUCCAAGCGCCCGAUGCCUCUUGGGGCCGGAGGUACGUGGGCCGGGAGCUCAGCAGAGACGGACACGGGGCCGGCUUGGGCCAGUGGGACCCCUGCACCGCGCCGUGUUCCAGCCUUUGCGGGGGCUUUCUGCAAUGCCGGGCUCCUUUGCUUGUUUCCAGGCAAUGGCAGGCUGACGGUCUGGGGAGAUGCUCGAGCCGGAUCGGGGCUGUGUGCCGACAGAGACGAGCACGUCGAGGUGGAGCGAGAGCCCACGCUGGAGCGGAACCAGAAAGUGAAGGGUGGGAAAAGCCAGAAGCGCAAACGGCUGAAGAAGGACCCAGGGAAGAAGAUCAAGAGGAAGAAGAAAGAAGAGCUCCCAGAAGACAAGAACAAAAGGCGUUACCAUGACGAGGCAGACCAGAGUGCCCUGCAGAGGAUGACGCGGCUGCGGGUCACCUGGUCGCUGCAGGAGGAUGGGCUGCUCAUGCUCUGCCGGAUCGCCAGCAACGUCCUCAACACCAAGGUGAAGGGCCCAUUCGUCCCCUGGCAGGUCGUGCGGGACAUCCUGCACUCGACCUUGGAAGAGUCUCUGGAUAAAACCUCCCUGUCGGUCGGACGAAGAGCUCGCUACAUAAUCAAAAACCCACAAGCCUAUCUGAACUACAAGGUCUGCCUUGCCGAGGUGUACCAGGAUAAGGCGCUUGUCGGGGAGUUCCUGAGUCGGAAAGGUGACUACGGAAACCCAAAGGUUUGUGCCAGCGAGUUUAAAGAAUUUGUGGCAAAGCUUAGAGAGAAGUUCAGUUCAGCCCUAAAGAAUCCAAACCUUGAAAUCCCAGACACGCUCGAGGAGCUGUUUGCCAGAUACCGAGUUUUGGUGAUUGGAGACAAAAAAGAUCAAGUCAUGAAAGAGGAUGAACUUAAGAGCGUGGAUGACAUCCACUUCCUGGUGCUCCAGAACCUGAUCCAGAGCACGCUGGCCCUCUCGGACAGACAGAUGGAGAUCUGCCAGUCGUUCCAGACCUUCCGCCUGUACCGAGACUACAAGGAACAGGUCCUGGUGAAGGCCUUCGUGGACUACCAGCGGAGGAGCCUAGUCAACCGGCGCCGGGUCAACCACACGCUGGGCCCCAAGAAAAACCGCGCUCUGCCCUUCGCGCCCAUGUCCUACCAGUUGUCCCAGGCCUACCACAGGAUUUUCACGUGGCGGUUUCCGAGCACCGUCUGCACAGAAUCGUUCCGGUUCUUCAGCAGACUCCUGGCUGCGGGCAAGCGGGACCAGGAUGAUCACUUUUCCUUCAAAGACCAAAACUGUGGCGAGCCCGCGAGCGACCUGGUGGCGUUCUCUUUGGACGGCCCUGGAGGAAACUGCGUGACCGCCCUGAUCCUUUUCUCCCUGGGCCUUGUUUCUGUGGACGUCAGGAUCCCAGAACAGAUCGUCGUGGUUGACAGCUCCAUGGUGGAGAACGAGGUCAUUAAGAGUCUAGGCAAGGACAGCACCUUGGAAGAGGACGAGGACGAAGAGGAAGACCUGGACGAAGGCUCGGGGGCCAAGCGCCGGAACAUCGAGGUGAAAGCCCACCAGGCCUCCCACACCAACUACCUGCUGAUGAAGGGCUACUGCGUCCCCGGCAUCGUCAGCAACCGCAACCUCAACCCCAACGACAACGUCGUGGUGAACUCCUGCCUGGUCAAGUUCCGCCUGCGCUGCACCCCCAAGCCCACCAGGCUCGCGCUCACAGACCCUUCUCUGGAGGAGCUGACGGUAGGGCCCUCCUGCCUCCCUGACACCUUCACGAGGCUGAUAAACAGCCCAGAGGACACCUGCAGCUUAGAGGAGUUCGUCCACCAGGUGGCGCUGUCUGGGUACCAGCCCGGAGAUGUGUUCGCCGCCCUGGAGAUCCAGGAGGCCAUUGCAGCAGCUGGUUGCUUUGGGGUGGACCGGCUGGAGCUGAGCAAACAGUUCUUCGCCUUGGCCAGGACAGACAGUGAGCGCACCAGGACCUUCACAGACUACGUCCAGGACCUCUUAGAGCACCAGCAGGUGCUGGAAGUCGGCGGGAACACCGCUCGCCUUGUGACCAUGGCCAAUGCACAGCCCUGGCUCCUGCACUCGGUGCGGCUGAAAGACAAAGAGGGGGGUGCUGACCUUCAAAGAGACGACCACCGGGCCAGACCGCCCGAGGGGCCUUCCAGCGAGGACAACCCCCCAGAGAGGCAGGCACCGCCCUCUCAGAGCCCCCAGAGCGCCAAGAGGCGUGGCAGCUGGGCCGGCCCUGACACAAACAGCCAGGGCGGGGAUGCUGACCCCACGAGUGCCCUGGAGCCCCCCGCAAAGAGGCCUGCACUCCAGGACAUACGCUUGGCCCCCAGCCCAGGGCCCAGAGCAGAAGAGGAGCUGGGGACUCUGGCGCCUGCCCUGCUCGCGGCUCCUGAGGAUGGAGGUGCAUCGGAAGCCGGGCCAGGGGACCAAGAGGGUGUUGGGGUUGCCAGCUUCCCAGGCCAGGAGCAGCUGAGCUGUCAGGCCCAGCUUCCAGAGGCCCCUGAAGACCCCAGAGGUCUGGCAGAUGGUUCUGCAGCUGGCAACCUCUCCCAGGUGGCAUGGGAAAGGGACUGUGAGAGCGUGCGCUUCAUCGGGCGCCCGUGGCGCAUCGUGGACGGCCGCCUGAACACGCCGGUGGUCAAGGGCAUGAUGGAGGCGGUGCUGCACCACAUCAUGACCAGGCCCGGCGUGCCCGAGAGCGCCCUGCUGCAGCACUACAAGGGCGUCCUGCAGCCGCUGGCCGUGCUCGAGCUGCUCCAGGGGCUGGAGACCCUGGGCUGCAUUAAAAAGUGCGUGCUGAGAAAGCCCGUGGCCACUUCGCUCUUCUCGAAGCCGUCGGUGGGAGAGGCGCCGCUGAGCCUGGACGAGAGCCCCAUGGUGUUCUAUGAGCCCACGCUGGACUGCACCAUCCGCCUCGGCCGCGUCUUCCCCAACGAGGUGAACUGGAACAAGUGGGUCCACCUCUGAGGCCCGUGUGGUCCUGGCAAGCCUCCAGGGAAUUCUCUCCUGGGGGGCCUCUGCCCACGUGUGGGGGCGGCCUGGCAAGGUCGGGACCCAAGGAUUCCUGCAUCCCGCCCACGGGAACACUGUGUGCCCAGCCCAGCCCUGGCUGUGGUUUCUGGCCUGGAACUCUGGACGGAGGACCAGCUGGCCGCCUGCUCCCAGCCCAUCCACGGCCAGCCUUCAGGACUGUGCUGCUCCCCACCUGCUCUCCUCCUGUUUCCAAUCUCUCUGGAUCCUGGGUUGUGGUGAGAGGCCCCGGUGGGCUGGUCCUCCAAGGCUUCCGAGACGAUCCUGCCCUUCGGGAGCAGAGCCGCCUGCCCGGGCCCUGAACCUUCUCUGGAUAUCCCCCCACUGGCCAGUGAGGGGUCAGAAGCUGUGGGCCUCAGGGGUCUGCCCCAUCCACGCAGAUUCAUGUUCCAGCUUCCGGCCACCCCAUCAUGUAGGACUCUCCGUGCUCCCCAGAAAGCCCCCCUUGCUCUGAGGGACAGGGCCUCGUGGGGACAUGUCAUAGAGCGCGGGCUGGGUGACCCCCUGCCAAGGCCGCCAUCGAGACUUGUUCCUCUGGAGGCAGGACCCCUGACCGCUGAGCCUGCAAGCCACCCACAGGCCUCCUGCCACCUGGAAAUGGGGAGUCCUUACAGGUUUGGGGUUUGUCUUUUUUUUUUUCUUUUCAACCUCUUUCCUUAUUGAUAAAAAACCCUGGCAUGUAUUUAUAUGUUUUUUUUUAAUUAAAGCAAAGUAAAACGCA
This is a messenger RNA of Bubalus bubalis (water buffalo), 7204 nucleotides long. RefSeq names its product general transcription factor IIIC subunit 1 (gene GTF3C1). The record is from RefSeq and is a predicted model, not a curated record. Gene Ontology annotation, cellular component: transcription factor TFIIIC complex. The coding region runs from base 1 to 6420 and encodes 2139 amino acids. The transcript is spliced from 36 exons. Gene Ontology annotation, biological process: 5S class rRNA transcription by RNA polymerase III; transcription initiation at RNA polymerase III promoter. Gene Ontology annotation, molecular function: DNA binding. Lineage: Eukaryota; Metazoa; Chordata; Mammalia; Artiodactyla; Bovidae.